This is a messenger RNA of Babesia microti strain RI, 1743 nucleotides long. RefSeq names its product glutaminyl-tRNA synthetase. The transcript is spliced from 3 exons. The record is from RefSeq and is a predicted model, not a curated record. Gene Ontology annotation, cellular component: cytosol; cytoplasm. Gene Ontology annotation, molecular function: ATP binding; glutamine-tRNA ligase activity. The coding region runs from base 1 to 1743 and encodes 580 amino acids. NCBI's taxonomy places the organism in Eukaryota, Apicomplexa, Aconoidasida, Piroplasmida, Babesiidae. Gene Ontology annotation, biological process: translation; glutaminyl-tRNA aminoacylation.
AUGGAAAUGAAGAUGUCUACACCUUCGAGCAAUUUUAUAAGACAGAUUGUUAUGCAAGAUAUACUAGAAGGAAAGUUUAAACAGAUUAUCACAAGAUUCCCUCCAGAACCGAAUGGAUAUCUCCAUAUUGGUCAUGCAAAAUCAAUUUGCCUUAACUUUGGAUUGUCCUCAGAAUUUGGUGGUAGAACACAUUUGCGAUACGAUGACACUAAUCCUUCAUCUGAGAACCAAAAGUAUGUAAAUAGUAUAGCUGAGGAUGUAAAGUGGCUUGGUUUCGAUUGGGGAUAUCACUGUUAUUAUGCCUCAGAUUACUUUGACCAGUUAUACCAAUGGGCAGAGUUUUUAAUUGAGAAAGGCUCAGCCUAUGUUGAUCAUCAAUCAGUUGAGCAGAUUAGGGCUACAAGGGGCUCAAUUACCGAACCGGGUGUAGAUUCCCCCUAUCGCAAUAGGACAGUUUCUGAAAACUUGAAACUUUUUAGAGAUAUGAAAAAUGGCAAAUUUAAAGAUGGCGAGUGUGUACUAAGGGCCAAAAUAAAUAUGAAGAGUGGUAAUAUGAACAUGAGAGACCCAAUAAUCUAUCGAAUAAUGCACAUACCACAUCCAAGAACUGGCAAUAAAUGGUGUAUAUAUCCAACUUACGACUUUUCACACGGCCAAUCUGAUAGCAUAGAGUUAAUAACCCAUUCCAUUUGUACAUUGGAAUUUGAGCUACACAGACCGCUAUACGAUUGGUUUCAGGAACAACUUGGCAUAACAAAAACUAGACAAAUAGAGUUUGCCCGUCUGAACUUAACGUACAAUGUAACAUCCAAACGAAAACUGUUAGAGUUGGUAAAUGAAAAUUUUGUUUGCGGUUGGGAUGAUCCUAGGAUGCCAACAAUCUCUGGUCUAAGAAGAAGAGGCUGUCCACCAGAGGCUCUUGUGGAUUUUUGCAAUAGAAUUGGCGUGACAAAACGAGAAAAUACCAUUCAGGUAGAGUUGUUGGAGAAUUGUAUUAGGGAAUUCAUGAAUAAAACGGCCAAAAGGUUAUUUGCGGUAACUAAGCCUCUUCUGGUUGAGAUUGAAAGUUUUGGUGAAUCGGAGACAAUUACUGUGCCUAAUCACCCAUCAAAUCCAAACUUCGGCACUAGAGAAAUUUUAAUGGAAAAAUACAUAUAUAUAGAAACUUAUGAUUUUCAAUUUGAACCAACUAAAGAUUUCUACCGCUUGUCACCUGGGAAAGAAGUUAGACUUAGAUACUCCUACUGGAUAAAGUGCAAAGAAGUGGUGAUUGGUGAUGAUGGUCAAAUAACUAAGUUGAUAUGUACCUACGACCCAGAAACUAAAAAUGGAAAAGCGCCUUCUGAUGGAAGAAAGGUUAAAGCUACAAUACACUGGAUUGCCAAAUCCAACGCUGUGGACAGUGAAUUUAGGAUGUACAAUAGAUUGUUUAUAUCGGAGGAAAUAGGUGAUAAUUGGCGCGAUCAUAUCAAUCCAAAUUCACUAAUCACACAUAAAGGAUUUGUAGAGUCACACGGCACAAAUUGUAUUCCUGGUGACCCAAUUCAAUUUGAAAGAGUAGGAUUUUUCACUCCCGAUCCAGACACAACCAACGCUAAACCAGUUUACAACUUAACAGUUUCAUUAGUGGACAGUUCUGUCGCAGAUAAAAAGAGGAUUGAAGCUGAGAGGCGGGGACGUGUUGCGGCAGAGAGACAUAAUGUCAAGGAAGCCCGGGCCAAUAAGGCAAAGGCUGAACAUUAA